AUGCAAUAUUACGGACUCAUCUACUUCGUGAAUAAUCAAUAUUACCCUAUUCCUUUACAAAAUGUUUCCGUUGAAGCGAACAUUGUUGAUAUGAUAGCCGAAACAACGGUUUGCCAAACCUAUAAAAAUAUUGAGUCAAAUACAAUUGAGGCUAUUUACAAAUUUCCACUUCAUGAAGCGACAGCUGUAUGCAAAUUUGAAGCAGAAAUUGAUGGAAAAAGAAAUAUUAAAGGAAUAGUUAAAGAGGCUAAGCAGGCUGCAAAGGAACAUGAUGAAGCUAUUCAGCAAGGUCAAGGUGCUUAUUUAUUGCAACAGCAUCAAUCAGACGUCUUCCAAUGUUCUAUUGGAAAUAUCACGGCUGUUCGAUUUGUUUUUCCUACUGCUAUCGCUCCACGAUAUGGUCAAUCCGGUUAUUCUCCUGCAAAUGAUGGGAAAAAACUUAUUCCUGAUGCAAUUUCUUAUUCAUCUGGGGCAAACUAUUAUUUAGAUCUUGCCAUUACAUGCAGGAUGACCUCAGUUAUUCAAAAUAUUGAGUCACCAUCACAUCAUAUUUCUACUGAAUUAAAUAUUGAUGGUAAUCCGAAUGUUUCAAAGAUUACUCUAGCAGAACAAAUAACUUAUCUAGAAAAAGAUUUUAUACUCGUUGUUAAAAGUCUAGGCCUUGAUCAACCAAGAGCUUUUGUCGAAUACAAUCCACAAACUGAAACAAAUUGUAUUAUGUUAACUUUGGUGCCAAAAUUCGCUAUUAAUACUAUAAUGUCAGAGUUGAUUUUCGUUAUUGAUAGGUCAGGUUCAAUGCAAAGUGGAGCCAUGAAAAAAGCUUCCGAAGCACUCCAAUUAUUGCUUCGUUCAUUACCUGAAGAUUCUUACUUUAAUUCAACCUUACUCCAAAAUUCCUUUUCAAAAGCUCUUAAGCAUGCUCAAGAAAUGACCGCAAAUUAUGGAGGAACUGAAAUCUAUAAUCCUAUAAAAUGGGCAUUCGAAAAUUCAAGGAAUGAUAUGCCGACUUCUGUUUUCCUUCUGACUGAUGGUCUUGUUAAUAAUGUUGAUCAGAUUGUAGAACUUAUUAAAUCUAGUGAAGAAAAAAAGAAAGAUGAUGUAAGGCUCUUCUCAAUUGGAAUUGGAAAUUCUGUUUCUCAUGAGUUAGUUGAAUCUGUUUCCCGUGCUGGUAAAGGUUAUGCACAAUUUGUUACAAAUAAUGAACGAAUGGACAAAAAGAUUAUUGGAAUGCUAAAAAACGCCAUAAAACCUCCUAUUAAGGAUUAUAAUAUUACUUGGACUAAUCAAAUUAUUGAAGAUGUUUUACCUAAAGAAAUUGAGUCGGUUGAUGUAGAUAAACCAACAAUUAGCUUCUUUAGCGAUAACACUACACCUCCACCAGUUACUCAAAAUUUCUUUACAGACAUAAAAAUUCAACAAGCGCCAUUUGUAAUUCCACCAAUUUAUCCUGGUGUUCGAUUUAUAGUUUAUUGUAUUUUAGAAAAAGGUGUUGAAGCUUGUAAAGAAAUUAUACUGAGUGCAACUUCUCAAGAUGGUCCAAUGAAGCUUUCUAUCCCAUUGGAUCCUGUAACUUUACAAGGAUCAAAAAUACAUACACUUGCAGCUAGAAAGCUUAUUCAAGAUCUUGAUGAUGGUACUUCAUUUAUUCAUAAGCACCCAAGAAAUAGUGGAAAAUUGAUACCAAUUUCACUCAUUCGUGAGCAAAUUGUGAAAUUAGGCAUUAUGUAUAGUUUGGCUUCAAAAUAUACAAGUUUCCUUGCAAUUGAUGAAAGAGAUAAUCAAGUGGUAGCUGAAUCCCAAAAUAUUGGUAAACAGAGAAUCAUUCCAACUAGGUCAUCUAUUCCGUUUGCUAGUAAUUCUUUCACAACUUAUCAUCCUCAUUCUCAGUCUUAUGUUAAUUCGGCCAUUCAACCCCUUUCUCAAUUGUGUUCAGCACCAGUUUCUACCCCAACAGCUAAUUGUAUUACUUAUUCUUCUUCAUAUUCCAUGCCUUACAAUGCUAUCCCAUUUUAUGCUACUGGUGGACCAGCUCUAAGUUUUCGAUCUGCUGCAAUGCCAAAUUCUAUCCCAUUUGAUUAUACUGGACCAGCUCUAAGAUUGCAAUCUGCUGCAAUGGCAUGUUCUUAUGUACAAAAUUCAAAUAUUUCAUAUAAUGAAUCUACUACAUCAGCUUUCUCAACCACUUCUGUAAAAACGAAACCUCCAAAAAUUGAAACACUUUAUAGCUUUCUCAAUUUCCAAUCAUUUGAUGGUUCAUUUUUACCAUCUGAUAAGUUUUAUUCUUGGUUUGGUAAAAAUAAUUUUAAAGAAUUUGAAAUUAUUGGAAUUAAUAAUGAGAAAGUAUUAUGUUUGGCAUUAGCAAUGGCGUAUUUGGAAAUUUUAAUGUUUGAAACAUUUAAGGAAGAAUGUGAAAUGUGUUAUGAAAAAUCUAAAAAAGCUUUGAAAAAAGAAAUUGGUAAUGAUGAACAAAAGGUUAAUGAGGUUUUGGAAAAAGCUAAAGAAUGGGUUAAUAAUUGGGCUAAUGAAUAA
Molecule: messenger RNA, 2529 nt
Organism: Dentiscutata erythropus
Lineage: Eukaryota; Fungi; Glomeromycota; Glomeromycetes; Diversisporales; Gigasporaceae
Source: the annotation of a GenBank genome assembly